UGCUUCAUUCCUUUUGUAACCAAAAAAAAAAGGUAUCUGCUGCUCUUUCUCACACGUUGGACUUCUUCUCCUACCUUGUUAGUUGGUUUUCUUAGAGAGAGAGAGAAUGAUGUAUAUUUGUACUCCAGAAGUAGUUAUAUGAAUGAGUGCAUGAGAACUCCACCUUCUCUGCUAUCUCUCUCUAUUGACUCAGCUCUGCGAUCUCUUCUUGGAAAACUACAAAGACGACUAGUUUGUCUCUUCGCCUAACUCAGACAGUCGGACCCUAUGCUUGGGCGCCUUCUGAAUUACAUAUGGACUCCACCAAACUAUUAUCCCUCUUAAGAACAUGCAUCACUUCGAAGUCGCUGAGACCAGGCAAGCUCGUCCACCAAAAGAUACUCACUCAAGGCUUCCAAUACAACACCCUCUUGUGCAAAAACCUCAUAGACUUCUACAUCUCUUGCCAUUUAUGCCCUUCUGCAAAGCUUGUUUUCCAAUCCAUUGAAAACCCAUCCAACAUUUCCUUGUGGAAUUCUCUCAUGACGGCUUACACCAAGAACCUCAUGUUCAUUGACGCUCUUGAGCUCUAUGAAAGGUUACUGUGUUACCCCUAUAUGGGUCCUGAUAGUUACACCUACCCAAGUGUUCUCAAGGCCUGCGGUGCAUUGGGUAGGGUAGGUCUUGGAAAGAUGAUCCAUAACCAUUUGAUAAAGACUGGUUUCAUAUCAGAUAUCGUCGUGGCAAGUUCCCUUGUGGGAAUGUAUGCGAAAUGCAAUGUGUUUGGUCCUGCAAUUCAGCUGUUUGAUGAAAUGCCUGAAAGAGAUGUGGCAUGUUGGAAUACUGCGAUUUCUUGUUAUUAUCAAAAUGGGCAAGCUCAGAAGGCAAUGGACUUGUAUGAGAAGAUGAGGAGUUCUGGCUUUGAGCCUAAUGUAGUAACGAUCACUACUGUUAUUUCAUCAUGUGCAAGACUUUUGGAUUUGGAGAGAGGUAGGGAGAUUCACAAGGAGUUGAUACAAAAUCGAUUCGUUUUGGAUUCCUUUGUUAGUUCUGCUUUGGUAGACAUGUAUGGGAAAUGUGGAUGUAUAGAUAUGGCAAAAGAGAUUUUUGAACAAGUCCCAAGAAAGAAUGUCAUCGCUUGGAAUUCCAUGAUUGCAGCCUAUAGUGUAACAGGUGACAGUAAAUCUUGUAUCGAUCUUUUUAGAAGGAUGACUGAUGAAGGAACUAGUCCCUCUUUGAUUACUUUUAGCAGCAUUUUGUUGGCUAGUUCAAGAUCGGUCCAAUUUCAACAUGGAAAAUUCGUGCACGGAUAUAUGAUAAGAAACUAUGUAGAGGCUGAUAUCUAUGUUUACAGUUCGCUUAUUGAUCUCUACUUUGUGUGUGGAAGUAUCUCGUCUGCUAAAAAUGUCUUUGAAAAGAUGUCCAAGACAAAUGUAGUUUCUUGGAAUGUUAUGAUUUCUGGAUACGUGAAAGUGGGAAAUUAUUUCAGGGCUCUAGGGUUAUAUGAUGAGAUGAAAGAAGCUGGUGUAAGGCCAAACGCCAUCACGGUAACUAGUAUCCUAUCGGCUUGUUCACAACAAACAGCACUGGAAAAGGGUAAGGAGAUUCACAGAACUGUUGUUGAUAGUGAGUUGGAAACCAAUGAAAUAGUCAUGGGGGCUCUCCUUGACAUGUAUGCUAAAUGUGGUGCGGUGGAUGAAGCACGUAAUGUUUUCAAUAGAUUACCAGGUAGAGAUCUUGUGUCAUGGACAUCCAUGAUCACGGCUUAUGGGUCUCAUGGUCAGACUAAAGAAGCUUUAAAGCUUUUUGAUGAAAUGCAACAAUCCAAUGAAAAACCAGAUGGAGUUACUCUUCUUGCAGUGCUAUCUGCUUGUAGCCAUGUUGGAUUAGUUGAUGAAGGUUGUUGCUAUUUCAAUAAAAUGAUCGGUGAAUAUGGGAUUGAACCGAGAAUAGAACAUUACUCUUGCUUAAUAGAUCUUCUUGGCCGUGCUGGUAGGUUGAAUGAAGCUUACCAAAUCAUCCAAAGAACUCCACAAAUUAGGGAGGAUGUUGACUUGUUAAGUACACUAUUUUCUGCAUGUCAUUUGCACGGAGAUCAAGACUUGGGUGUAAAAAUUGCAAGAUUGCUAAUUGAGAAGAAUCCUGAUGAUCCUUCAACAUAUAUUAUGUUAUCACAUAGUCUUGCUUCUGGAAACAAAUGGAAUGAGGUGCGGAAGGUGAGACUAAAGAUGAAAGAAUUGGGAUUAAGGAAAAAUCCUGGGUGUAGCUGGAUUGAGAUUAACGAGAGGAUUCAGCCUUUCUUUGUUCAAGACCAGUCCCACCCAGAAUCCGAAAUGGUAUAUCAGUGUCUCAAACUUCUCAAGAGUCACAUGGAGGGAGAUGAGUUAUUUCCACACUGGGGAUCAGCAAUAUUUCAUACUAUAUAGAAGCAUUUACUUGAAUUUGAGCUCAAGGUAGGAUUAGGAGAUUAAGAAUUGGUACAUGACAGUGUUUGGUUAUGAGAACUAAUACGAAUUGGGGUGUAGCAGUGAGAUGCAUUUUGUUUUGUGAGGAGAAGAAGAAAUGUCUUAAACGGAUAGGUUUUGCCAUGGUUUGUGAGAUUAUUUUGUAAUGGUUUAGAAUCUUGAGUACGACUAUGCCUUCCUGAAUCUUUGUUUAGCACAGUGGAAUUACGCAUGCACAAAAAAGUCCUAGAACUUAUGCACAGAGAAGUUCUCCUUUGAGUUCUCUAUUUGGGAGUAAUCAUAGAUUUUACUUAAAAUUUUCAAUAGGCAAUAAGCAUCACAGGUUUAACUUCCAUAACACUGUCUACUUUGCCAAAACACCAGAGGUUGAGAGAGAGU
Molecule: messenger RNA, 2822 nt
Organism: Rosa rugosa (rugosa rose)
Lineage: Eukaryota; Viridiplantae; Streptophyta; Magnoliopsida; Rosales; Rosaceae
Product: pentatricopeptide repeat-containing protein At5g27110
Exons: 2
Coding region: 294-2405 (703 amino acids)
Biological process (GO): RNA modification
Molecular function (GO): protein binding; RNA binding
Source: RefSeq, a predicted model, not a curated record